Jatropha curcas is the source of this 526-nucleotide messenger RNA. Its product is annotated as auxin-responsive protein SAUR66. Gene Ontology annotation, biological process: response to auxin. Lineage: Eukaryota; Viridiplantae; Streptophyta; Magnoliopsida; Malpighiales; Euphorbiaceae. The record is from RefSeq and is a predicted model, not a curated record.
UUUCCUUCAACACAACCCAAGAAUUCACAUUCCUCUCUUAUGCAAAGCCUAUACCUAAAUCAAGAAACCAUGAUAAGUCCCAAGAAACUCAUCCACAUAGCAAGAAAAUGGCAAAGACAAGCUGCCCUAAAGAGGAAAAGAAUCUCAUUCCCAAGCGUUAGCCAAGUAGCAAAUAAGGGCCAUUUUGUUGUCUACACAGCUGAUAAGAAACGUUUCGCGUUUCCUAUGUUGUAUCUUAAUAACUAUGUUUUCCGACAGCUUUUGGCUAUGUCUGAGGAAGAGUUUGGAUCACCUGGUGAUGGACCUAUCAUAUUAACAUGUGACAGUUCUUUGAUGGAGUACGUAGUUCACUUGAUCAAACGAAGAAUUGAUAGAGAGAUGGAAGAAGCAUUGCUUAUGUCUCUUUGUAACAGUAGUAGUAAAUGCUUGUUGUCUUCUUGUCUAUGUCAAGAACAAAGUAGUCACAAAUUAUUAGUGUGUAGUUUCUGAAUUUGUAUUCAUACAAAUUUUAUACAUCAAUUCUCUU